This is a messenger RNA of Malania oleifera, 1098 nucleotides long. RefSeq lists its product as uncharacterized. NCBI's taxonomy places the organism in Eukaryota, Viridiplantae, Streptophyta, Magnoliopsida, Santalales, Ximeniaceae. The record is from RefSeq and is a predicted model, not a curated record. Gene Ontology annotation, molecular function: nucleic acid binding; zinc ion binding. Bases 1 to 1098 code for a protein of 365 amino acids. The transcript has 4 exons.
AUGGAGGAAUUCAUGAAUCUGACGCAAGGAUCGCUGACAGUGCAGCAGUACGCUGCUAAAUUCCAAGAGCUGUCUCGAUUUGCUCCAUUCAUGAUUCCCGAUGAAGCAAAGAAAGCCUGGAAGUUUCAGAGGAGUCUGAGGAGCGAGAUACGUAAGCAGAUGGCGAUUUUGCAUUUGCAAGACUUUGCUACACUGGUUGAUAAAGCCACUGUGGCAGAGGACAGUUGUUGUCACAACAUUCUACUGGAGGAUGCAGAGGUUCAGGUCCCGAAGAAGAGGUCAGCGCCUCCUAGUUCUUCGUCUGGGACGAGGCAGGGUAACUGGAAGAAGAACAGUGGUGGUACGUCUCAGAACACCGUACAUUUCCAACAUUGCUCGUUGUGUGGUAGGAGACACCCGAGGCAGUGUUGGUUGGAUGUGGGGGCUUGUAUGCGGUGUGGUAAACAAGGACACCAGGCAAGAGACUGUAGUAUGCAGGGAAACAGUGGAGCCUCGCAACAGCCAUACAGGGGAAAUACUCAGGCACAGCGUAGUGGUCAGCAAGGGGGUACCGCCCAGGCUAGGGUGUAUUCCCUGACACUUGGUGACGCAAAGAACACUGGUGAUGCAGUCACAGAUUAUGAACUGGUGGUGGCUACACCAUCUGGAUCUAUAGUUGGGUGUAGCAAGUUGUUUGCCAGUUAUGCUAGUAUUGAUUGCCACAGGAGAGAGGUGUUGUUUAGACUGCCAGGAAAGCAGGAAUUUCAGUUCCUUAGAUCAUGUGUACGUUCUACACCACGUAUCCUUUUGGCUAUGCAAGCUAGAAGACUACUCCUUAAAGGGUGCCAAGGAUAUUUGACAUUUUUGAAAGACACACCAGCAGAAGAACGGGAAUUAGAGAUGAAUGCUAUAGUGUGCGAGUUCCCUGACAUGUUUCUAGAGGACUUACCAGGAUUACCUCCAGACCAUGAUGUGGAAUUUGCCAUAAAAUUAGCUCCAGAUACAGCGCCGAUAUCGAAAGCUUCGUAUCGAAUGGCUCCAACUGAAUUAAGAGAAUUGAAGGAACAACUUCAAGAGCUGCUUGACAAGCGGUACAUUAGACCUAGUGUUUCUCCCUAG